Messenger RNA from Linum tenue, 1512 nucleotides. The record is from the annotation of a GenBank genome assembly. Lineage: Eukaryota; Viridiplantae; Streptophyta; Magnoliopsida; Malpighiales; Linaceae.
AUGGAAUUGAAUGAAGACCCUCGUUACAGAGGAUUCGCUUCCAACAUCGAGACCAGCUUUGUGCGAUGCAGCGGUAAUAUCACCAUCCAAUCUUACAGGAGAGUACCGUGCUUGAGUGAUGAUGAUGGGUUGAAUUCGGUUUAUGUCAGCUACGGGACUUACAUAAUUUCUGGGCUCAAGGGUCCUUGCUCUUUCCUCGCCAGGGUUCCCACGAUUUAUCAGGCGGUGAUGGGUCCGAGCUAUGAGAACAUUAUGUUGUUGUUGCAGGAAGGGUUUGAUCUUGGUUGGUCUGUUGAGUGCCGGGAUUGCCUUGCUCGUGGUCAUGAAUGUGUUAUGACUGGAUAUGACACCCCGUUCACCUAUGAAUGUCGCAGUCCAGAGUACUACGUUUAUGGUGUGGUUUCAUUCUUCGCCGGUUUUCUUUCCAGUGUUUUCUUUGAUAUCACUCUGGUGGCCAGGUUCGUCCUCGCUCCAAUGGUGGUUUUUGGGUUCCUGAUCCACAAGUACAGAACAACACAGAAGAGUACUGUUACAGAAAUGGUGGUGGCCAAGGGGAAGUUUGUUGCUGUUUCGAAUUCUUCUCUUGUAGCUAGGAGGUACUCUUACGCUGAUAUAGUUGCGAUGACGGAUCAAUUCAGAGACAAAAUAGGCCGAGGCAGGUUUGGUACUGUGUUCAAGGGCAAACUGCCUGAUGGUGGUUUGGUCGCGGUCAAAGUGCUUGGUGAUCCAAUCAAGCUCGCUGGCGAGGGUUUCGUGAAUGAAAUCAAUGUAAUUGCUAGAGUUCAUCACAACAAUGUGGUUAGGCUUCUUGGAGUUUGCUCUGAAGGAUCUCACAAUGUUCUCGUAUCGGAUUACAUGCCUAAUGGAUCGCUUGAGGGAACAAAAUUCCAGCCUCUUAGCUUGGAGCAACUCCUUCAGGUUGCCUUGGGGACAGCUCGAGGGAUCCGGCAUCUACACGAGGGAUGUGAUUCAUGCAUUCUUCAUAUGGAUAUUAAAUCUCAAAAUGUGUUGCUGGACCAUGGUUUUGUUCCAAAAGUUGCAGACUUUGGGCUGUCCAAAUUCCAUAGGACUCCAAGAGCUGAUCUCCGGCACGUUGCACCAGAAGUGCUCUCAAAUGGCUUGGGAGAUGUUUCGUGCAGAUCAGACGUCUAUAGUUUCGGAAUGCUGUUGCUUGAAAUGGUCGAAGGGAAAUGGCUGGCCGAAUCAAAGUACUUCCCCAUGUGGGUUUAUGACCACUUAAGUGAAGGAGGAGAUUUGGAGCUACAGAAUGUUACUCAACUCGAAUCUGCUAUAGCGAGGAAGCUGUGUGUUGUGGGAUUAUGGUGCAUCCAAAAGAGCGUGUCAGAGCGUCCAUUGAUGGCCAAAGUUGUGGAAAUGUUGCAAACCAAUGGUGAUCAUCUGCAGUUGCCUCCAAACUCGUUCUGCUUUCCGGAACAUGUUUCUGCCAAGGACCUUCAAUCGGAUUCUUCCAGACAAUUAUUGAUACCUGAAUCUGUGGAGCCAAGCUCGUAG